Molecule: messenger RNA, 2618 nt
Organism: Drosophila mojavensis
Lineage: Eukaryota; Metazoa; Arthropoda; Insecta; Diptera; Drosophilidae
Product: myb-like protein Q
Exons: 5
Coding region: 351-2618 (755 amino acids)
Molecular function (GO): growth factor activity
Source: RefSeq, a predicted model, not a curated record
AAACAAAACAAAACAAAACAAAUUUGAUUUCGGCUUUUGUUGCAUUUUUUUCGCUGUGUAAUUUUUUAUGUUAACGCGGCACAAUUCGCAUGCAAUGUAAUUAAGCAUACACACAGAUAUAUUAUAUAUAUUUAUAUAUGCUCAUAUAUAUGUAUAUACUUAUAUAAAUGUGUGCUCCCUACACACCUACAUCACAUGCAUUAGCACUUUUGAUUUCCGCUUGGAUUUGUGAUACGCCGUAACUUCAGCUCGUCGCUCAGUCGCUUCCAGAGGGCAAUACGCACAAACCCAUGUUGGAUUAUAAUUUAUACCCUUAAAUUUGGGGGCUACAAUGCGGCCAGAAAUAUACAAUGUUACUACAGUUCAUGCUGCUCAAUGUCAGAAUUAUUUUUAUACUGAUGGUAAUGCUGGCUCUUGUAUCUACAACAUGUGCAAAGAAAACGGAAUACAUUCUAACCCUGAAGACCGACAACAAUCGGGCGCUGCAUAUCAAUGCGCACGGCUGGGUAACGGCCGAGGAUAUAUCGCUAGCACAAUCCCUAACAAUGAACAGUGUUGGCGAUGUACUCAGCGAGGAUUUCAAAAUCACCAUCUAUGCCAAGGAUGUGGACUACUAUUUAUGCUUUGCCCAAGGCAAACUUGUUGGAAAGAGAAACGCCACAAACGAUUGCCACUUCAGAGAGUCAAUGGAACGGGGAUAUUAUCAGUAUACAAAUGCCUACAACCCGGUGCUGCGCGUGGGCAUCAAAUCGAACUUUCGUCCGAUUGGGCCUAAGGGAAUGCAGAGUUUCAAUCGACGCGCCCGCUUCCUCUUCAAUCGCGUGAAGGCUGAAGAUUUUCACAGUAAGCUGGCCAAUUGGCGAAGCAAGGUGGCAACAACAUCGUCCACAACAACAACGACGACAACGACGACAACAACAACAACUACAUCAACUACAACAACAACAACAACAACGACAACGCCGAGACCAGUGGCUGUAACGAAACGCGCACGUGGCAAGCCACUGCAUCGCAUGCAGCCAACAACAGCAACAACAACAACAACAACAAGAGCAAACACAAGUAUUAAUAGCGAUAGUUCUUCUAACCACAACAACAACAACAAUAACAAAAACAAUAGCAAUAGUAAUUACAACAACAAGCAUAGUCGUAAGUCCCACAACAACAACAAAGCGAACGAGGAUGCGCUGCGCGAGCAGAAGAUCAUCAAACGCAACCAGCAACAUCAGCGACGCCUGCAGCAUCGCCAGCGCCAGCAGCAGAUGCACAGGCAGCGGCAACGGCAGCGGCAGCAACAAAAAGCCGUCGGCGCCAUGGUCAAGCCACAGCCGAAGAACCUGAUGGUGCGUCAUCAUCACAACAAUGCAACGCUGUUGGAGCGUCGACGACGCCGGCGCAUGCAGCGACGGCAGCAGCAGCAGCAGCUCGAAGAGCAGCAGCAGCGUGAGCAGCGUGAGCAGCGCAAGCAACAGUUGCCCUUGCCCACGGCCUCGUCCUCCUCAUCCUCCUCCUACACAGCGACUGCGGCCUCAACAGCGCUCACAGCGACUGCUUCGCUGGCGCCCUCAGCGCUCAACCUGUUCGCCAUGCUGGCGGCGAGCCGUCGGAAGCGCGGCCGCCGAAAACGCGCAGCAGCAGCAGCAGCGGCUAGCGCUGGCAGCAAUGCAGCUGACAUGGACAUGCAGCUGGUGGAGACGUCUUCCCAGCAGCAGCAGCAGCAGCAACAGCAGCAACAGACACAGGGUGUGCAGCAGCAACAGCAACAACAACAAAAUGAAUACUCAAAAGCCUAUGUUAAUAGUAACUUAAACUUAAUACUGAAACAUAAACUAAACGUAGAACUAAAUUUAAAUAGUAAUAGCCCUAAUGUUAAUAAUGCAAUACCUGCCUUGCCAAAAAACUACAACUACUUGUACAGAAACGAGCAUUAUAAUAUGAAUACUAAAAGUAGCACGACUGAUUCUAGUAGUUUAGAGAUUAGCACUAAGUUCUAUAGUCCAAAUAGCCAUAGCCAUAGCCAUAGCCGUAGCCAUAGCCGUAGCCAUAGCCGUAGCCAUAGCAGUAGCCAUAGCCGUAGUGAGGGGGGCGUUCUUCAAUUCAAAUUCAAUGAUACCAUUGACAAUAAUCUUAAGCAGUUGAUAAACGAUCGAAUUGAUAGCAGCAGCGGCAGCGGCAGCGGCAGCAGCGCAGCUGCACCAACUGUUGCAGCAGCAACUGUUGUUGCGCCCAAUCGCAAUCAUAUUGUUGAGCAUAAUAUAAGCGACGAUAGCCAUAGCAACAACGACAGCAACAGCAAUGACAGCCCGAGAGCAGAGAACUACUUUACAGCUCUAGAAUUGCAGCAGCAGCAGCAGCAGCAACAACAGGAAGAGGCACAGCAGCAGCAGCAGCAGCAACAACCUAAUAUUAAUUAUUAUGAUGCUAAUAUUAACGUUGUUAACGAUAAUCGCAAUGAUAACAAUGCGGCGCUGCAGCCCAAUCAUAACCAUAAUAGUAAUUAUAAUGAGCAAUUUGCGAAUGACGAUGAAACGAUACGAAUUCAAAAUAAAUAUGAAACACAUGUAGUACAAUACAAACCUGCCGUAUUCAUUUCGCACGGGUUGGGCAGCAUUCCUUGA